GGAGGUGAGGCGAGGCGCGGCGCCGACUGCAGCGGCGGCACGGGAGGACGGGGGCGGCGAGGGCUCUCCGCGGCGGCCGGCUGCAUCCAGCACCCAGCCCAACCCGGCCCGGCGGAGGGAAGAGCCAUGGGGAGCAGCCGGCGGUCGAGCUGCCGCGGAGAAACUCCCCUCCGGAUGUCGGCUGCCGGUGGCCUGGUCUGAGGAGGAGGAGGGAGGGAGGGAAGUGGCCGUAGUCGCGGCGGACUGUGCAAGUUGCGCUCUGCCCUUCUUCUUCCCGGGCCGUCUCCUACCCCCGGAGCAGCAUGCGGACUGGCCUCCGCGCUCCCUCGGCUGUGCUCUGGCUGCUGCCGCCUUCAGUGCAUCCUGCUGCUGGCAGCGCUCACCCGGGCGCUGGAUGAGACGGGAGGGGGGAGAUCGCUGCCGCGGUUCCGCCCGCUCCUUCAUGCGGGCUUCUGCUCCGGCGGGGGUAGCACCGCCGCUGCCGCCGCCGAGCCGGCCUGCCUUCCCCGCCGCCGCCCGCGGGGCUGGGGCGCUCCCCUCGCCCGCCCGCCCGCCCGGGGGGCCCGCAUGGCGUGCUACCUGGUCAUCAGCUCCCGGCACCUCAGCAACGGGCACUACCGCGGCAUCAAAGGCGUCUUCAGGGGACCGCUCUGCAAGAAGGGCGCUCGCUCGCCGGUAACUGCCACCUCCUCGCUCCCUCCCUCACUUGCUCCCCGCACGAGAUUGAAAGAUUUAAAACAAAGGGAAUUUGCUCGAAAUGUGGCUUCAAAGUCAUGGAAAGAUGAGAAGAAACAGGAAAAAGCACUCAAGCGUCUCCACCAGCUUGCAGAGUUACGGAAGCAGUCAGAAUGUAUCAAUGGGAGUGGACCAUUGCUUAAAGCCCCCAGAUUAGUCAUGGAAAAGCGGGAAUCACCAGAUGGCAUUUUUCUGUACAGGGGCAGCAAGUUCACAACCAAUUCUCAAAGAACCACCCCAAGUGAAGGACAAGGUUUCUCCAGCAGUGUACUAGAGAAACGUCAACUUAUCAUAAGCAGGCACCAGUCCCCUACUGAAAUACCCCAUGCACUUGGAAAUCAGAUCUCACAAGUGUUCCCAGAUAGCACCAAUAAUUCUCAACGGGCAGGAGUGUCUUUCUCAUUUUCUAAAAAAGCCCUUUUGAAGCUCGAGUCCUCAGCAUCAGUCUUCAGUGAGACAUCUGAAGAAGGAAAUGAUUGUAGUGAGUCCCCCAACCAUAAAACAAAGCAAGCUCCUGAGGGCUGUCGUUCUGGCACGCUUUUGGAAGAGGAUGUGAAAGCAAACUUGGAUAAAGGGCCACCUAUUACACAAGACCAAAUGGAUUUGGAUAACAGUGCAUCAAGUCAUGUAGCUGCGAAAGCUAAAAUGUUAAAGGAAAAUGAUAAAAGUAGUGAUAGAGAAUUAGAAGAAAAGGUCACUGCUCAUCCUUCAUUUUCCAAAGUCAAAAUACAGCUUUCAAAUUUAGAUUUUUCUGGUUCACUUAGAGAAACAGAGCAAGAGAACAAAUUGAAUGAGUCUGAGCAACUGUUAGAAACUUUCAUUUCACCUUCAUGUCAAGCUAGCAGUUUUUGUACACAGCCAAACACCUACAAGCACAGCAGUGCCCACCUGCCUGACCAGUUACCUCAGCUCCCACAACAGCCAGUGCCUGAGCUGGCGUGCGCAAGCAACAUUAAUGACAGUUCUGGGGUGGUAAAAAGAGAAAGAUCUUUGGAGAGUUCAGAAACCACAAAUAGAAAUGUGGAAACACUUCCAGGGGAGACCACUGUUAAAGAGGUUAAAUCCCAGGCAUUGCCUUUCCUCCAUGUAGUGAGCAAAGAUGGCACCACUGCUCUGCAGUGGCCCACAGAAUUGCUUUUGUUUACAAAAACUGAGCCCUGUAUUUCAUAUGGCUGUAAUCCAUUGUAUUUUGACUUCAGACUCUCUUUAAAUCACAGAGAUGGUAAACAGCACGAAACAAACAAAGAAAGCUGUAAAGAGCACUCUAUAAAUAAGACUGCAGAUGAAAAUGAAGCCUCAGGUUUAAUAAAACACAAGCAAAUGUCAAAUGAACAAGAUAAUCAGUUGUUGAAACCAAAGAAGAUGAAAGGUUCCCUAAAUCCAAGAAAGGCCAAGCAAGAAGCUGAGUCAGACAUAGGCAAUGAAAUGAAUGAAAAUGGUCAGAAAUAUAUUGCAGAUUAUUUGAAUGAAAAUAUACCCAAAGUGCCUGCUUACCUUGAUGUCUCACAAAAGGAUUAUGUGAGAGAAAGAAGUCUUCAUACAACAUCACUCAGAAGACCUUUAAAACAUAAUUUUCAUAGCUGUGAAAGAAAAAAACAGAACAUUAGAAAUGAAAGCAUUUCCUUUUCUGCUUUUAUGUCUAGGAUUAAAAAGUCUAAAGCUGCAAAAUAUCAUUUAGUUUAUUCUGAGGAAAAAUGUGAAAACCAAAAUGACUGCAGAUCCAUUCGAGAUGUGGCCAGCUGCAGCAGUGACGUAAGUGACAGUGGAAAAGACUCUAGUGGAAGUUUCCUUAGUUAUAAAUCAAGUUCAAACAGCACGUAUUCAGAAAAUGAAGGAUGUGGAAGUUUAACGAGAUGCUGGAGAUUCCCAUCUCCUCAAAAGUCCUCCUCUGACAGACAUUCCAUCUACUCUGACACUUCAGUUAGCGGUACGAGUAGUUACAUGAGCUACGUGAGUCCCACAUCAAACAAUCACAGCAGAAAUCAUUUGCUUUUUUACUGUAAAGGAAAAAGCAAGACAGCUGAAAAACACAAAUGUAAGCACAGAAAGCACAAGUGUGUAUUCACUUCUGAUGAUACAGACAAGGAUUAUCUUUGCCAUAGUAGAAGUCACAGAACUAGAAACUGUACACAGAGGGGAGCAAUUAAAUACCGAAGAUGUUCAAGACAUAAAGUUUUACAACACAGAGACAGAUCUAAACAGAGCAGAUGUAGACACCAGCAUUUUGCCAAAGUGCAUAGUAGAAAUAGAAGUUACCAUAGCUCCAAAAGUUGUUACACCAGAGAUUCAAGGAGCUGUGAAACAUCAUCUGGUAGCAGAAUGUCAAGAAGUAGCAGCUCAGGAUCCUUCUCAAAAGAGACUGACAACUGUGACAAAACAAAAGAGGAUGCAGAAAGAGGUUCUAACACUGAAUCGGGAAAAGCUGAAACUGCACGUUAUGACUCUCUGAAUGUGAAUGGUCAGUCAAAAAACUUUUUCACCUGCUCUUCUGAAACCAUGGAAAAAGACAUAUGUGGAAAAAGAAAGUCACUGACAGCCAAGUUACUUUUAGAAAGAGUACAGUCAAAGAAAACCAAGGAACAAAUUCACAAUUCAGAGAGAUUUUCAAACAGUUGUGGGGUAGAAUUAAAGGAUCACUCACAAAGUCACUUUGCCCUUCAGUUUUCAUCAUCAGUAGAUGACACUGCAGUGUUACCUUUGCAAGAGAAACUGCUAAGCAUAGGUGAAAAUGACACAGGCCAUAAUGAAAGGAGUUCGUUGGAAACCAGUGUGAAGAAAACCAACUUUGAAGCAUCAGAGAUAACUAAUGUUGCUCUUUCAACAGGCACUGAUUAUGAUCAUUGUCUUUUUAAAGACAUCAUUCAAAUAGGAACAGACUAUCAGAGCCCAAGCAUGAAAAGGAACACAGCAAUAAAGGAACAGUCCAAUCUCUUCCUUAGUGAAGUACAACCCUUUAUACAAAGCUGUGACCCAGUACCAAAUGAUUUCCCUGGUGCUUUUCCAUCUAACAGAUAUUCUGUUGUUGCUAAUUCAACAGAGACCAAAGAAGAACUACAUGAUGUAAACGUGGACUCAAACCGGGCAGAAGGCAGUUCAGACUCUCUUUGUGACAAUGCUAUGCAGAAGUAUGAUGACACAGUAAAUGACCUAGAAGUGUACAGUAAAUCCACCUCCCCUUCUUUAACGCAGCAGCCUAUCACGUUUUCACCGGAGGAAGUAGACAAAUACAGGUUGCUGCAGCUGCAAGCCCAGCAGCAUAUGCAGAAACAACUUCUGGCAAAACACCUGAAAGUUUUGCCUGCCCCAGGACCAGCUGCCUUCUCUGCAACACCAGCAGUUCCUGCCCUCCCUGUCCAGCAGCAUGCUACUGUCACCACCAUCCACCACACACUGCUGCAACAUUUUGCUGUCUCGGCAUCCAUACAUCCCCAUGGCAGCCAUCUCUCCCUGGCACACCUCCACCCCCUCUCUCAGGCACAUUUUGCCCCCAUAUCACUUUCCCCAUUAGCGCCUGCCCUCAUUCCCACCCACCCUGCUUUGCUGACAGGACACCCAUUGCACUUGGUCUCCACCACCCCCCUCCAGCCUUCCCCACUGACCUUCCCUGUAGUGCCACACACUGCAUAUAUCCCAGCCUUAUUUACACCACACCUGAAUGCAGCCACACAAUCUGCUAUAUAUCCAAAUCCCUUAGUUCAUCCAUUAUUGCAAGGGCAAGAGCCCCAUCACCAUUCUUGCUCUAGCCAGACUCAAGUUACCUACAAUAAAAGAGGUUUUCAGUGUAUCUAGCUAUUUAAACUAGCCCCAAAAAUUACACCAUGGCUCCAAACCCAAAUUUGAAUAAAAUAAAUUAUUCAGUGUUCAAUCACAUGUCUGAGGGGAAAUGUAAUGUUUUGCUGAGAGCACAAUGGCAAAUAUUUCAAAGUCCACAUUCUGGCUGACAGCAUAUGAAUGUUGAUUUAGUUCUCAUACCACUGAGUAAAAACUGGUUUAAAGCCUUUUAUCAUACUAUCACAAGGAGGAUGGAGUCCAGCUAGUGUCAUUUGACAGAAGGUUUGAAAAGAACAGCCUGAAGUGAAGUGUGUGACUGUCAGUAGGACUGGGACCACAGCACCCAGGCACAACAGGACCAAGAAUAUCAACACUGACGAGCGACUUAAAGUAGCACAAUUUAAGGUAGAGCAAUCUUGACACACCUCAGAAGUUUGCUUUUCUGAGAGUGUAUAUGCAACAGGAUAGUACUUGGUGUGGUUAAGGUAUUUCAGACUGAGCAAAAAAGAAGGUACAUGGGACUACAAGUCCCUGGUUCUGUCUCCUGGCCAAAAUAAACUGGUGAGCCUAAGAGUGAGGGGUGAUGAGUUAACACUGGAAAAAUAGGGUCACAGCAACAUCUCAAAGAUACCUUAUUGAAUUUAUCCUUGGGAUGUGUUGCUUGGACACUGUAAAGGGACUGCUGUCUGGCCACAGGUACCUAACAAAAAAUGCCCAUAGUGUAAGGGAACACUGUGCUGGCACAAGCAGGCUGCUACUUUUCUCCCUGAGCUAAGCAUCCCAGAAGGCAAGGGAAAGAAGGGAAUAAAGACAAGUUCUUUGGCAUUGCCUGCCUGUGGCUGUAGCACGGGCUAUGACAGGGGUGGGCUGCAGCAUCCCGGAGCUGCCAAGCAGCUAGUGCUGGCUUUGAACCUCUGAGGUCCUUGGCAAAGACUGCAAGAUUUCUUUCCUACCAGUGCUCUGCCAUGUGGGAGAGUCUUGCCCAAAGAAUGUGUAAAUAUGUGUCAUCCCUUUCACGAAAAAUUGGCUGGUCCUGUAAAAUCAAACUGAUAUUCAUAGAAAUGCAGAAGUAAAAUUCUGCGCCGAAACUGCCUCUCUAGGUCAAGUUUCAUAGAAAACCAUGUCACAAUUCUCAGCAUUUCAUGGUAUAUCAAAUCUAAACAAAUGUGUCAAGAUUCUUGCAUGGCUUCCCAAACUCUCAACAUACAAAUUGAAGUUCUGAAUCUGCAAUGUUUGAAUGCAUGUAUCCAACCUUCAGAGUAGUGCGUGGUUGAAAUUUCUAGUAAUAACUGUGUAUCUGGGAAAAGGUGAGGGCUUCAGCAUCUUUUUGAAUGGCACAUUUUGACUAUUUUUAUAAUGUUUCUAACUCAACAUGGGAUAUUAAGCAUGGAAUUAAGUUCAUAAUUGUGGUUAGAGUGAAGGCAUGCUUCCCAAUAUAAUUGGACAGUGAAGCGUCCAACAGACACUACCUGUUUGUUUGGAUAAGAAACAUUUGAAAUAAUUUCAAUUAAUUUACAAUACGGUAGUGCACAAUUAAUAAUGUAUCUUUCAGAAUCGAUGUAAAACAUAUUAAAAAACUUUUGGAGGAUUUUAUUCCAUUAUAUUUGGCUAUCUGAAGAAGCUGAGAAAUCUAAUUGCAAUUAAGUUGAGCAUUUAAAAUAGAACUUAGGGCCAAUUUUCUAACUUAGUUUUAAUCAAACCAGAUUGAUCCAUUGCAAUAGAAUGGAAUUAUUUCAAUUUUUAAAAGCAGCUGCUUCAGCAUAAACUGAUAUUAUGCUAAACUUUUCAAACAACGUUAUAAGUUGUGACUGCAUGUUUUGUGUUUUCAAAGUUAAAGUUGUUUUGGAUACUUAACAUUUUAGCCAUCAAAUAAAAGCUGUAAAAAAAACAUCUGGAGACUGAGCAGAAGUGAAACAUUUUUGUAUUGAAAAAGAUUAGUGAAGCCAGCACCCUUGGAUAUCUUUUGGUUGGAUUCCCAGCUGAUUUAUUAAUUUCAUUAACAAAAUGGAUUCGUGCCAUUUUGAGGUUACUUAUCUUUAUGAUUUAAUUUUCUCAUUUUAAUUGUAGGGAACUUUCCUUUCAUUUCUGACUGAAAAUACUACCAAAAUAAGAUCUGAAUUUACAUAUAAUUUCUAUGCUUCUGAAACUUUAUUUUCUGAGAAUCAAACAUAUUUCACUGAAUGUGACUUAACACCUCUGAAAAUUAAUACUUGCUUGCUUGGAAGGAGAUCCCUCACAUAGUGGAUGACUUGGAAACAUUAGUUAUAAUUCUGUAGAAACACUCUGAAUUGGAUAUUUUAAAGGAGCAGGUCAACCUGUGCCCUACAAGAGGCUCACUGAUCUGCACAGCCAUCACCACCACUUCAGGGCUAAUACCAGCCUCAAAGAUGCAUUUCCAGACCUACAAACUUUUAAAUUUAUGGUCCCAGUUCUUCCUAUUCAAGAAAAGCCAACUGUUCUCACUGUGUAUAAAAGUUCCUCUGAAUCCUAAGUAGAUAACACCAAGAGAAAAAAUUGGAACAGAAGAAAUGACAGGUUAAUCUCAUCUUUAAUGUGUACACACACAUUUUCGAUCCCUGCUUCUUACAGGCAGUGUUAAUAUUGUAGAAAUUCCUAUGGCAAGAAUCCUGACCAAUUGAAAUUUAACAGUAUCCUACUACAUAGAUCAUUUAUGGAAAACAAUUAUAUAUGUUUCCCUUAAUGCAUGCACAACACAAUGGGGUUUUGAGAAGGAACCAAAUCAUAGGAUGUCCAUGCACCAUUGUAUAUACCAACAAGGAUGAUCUGGUAAGGGGAAUAAGUAGACAAUAAAGAUUAAAUUUAAUUCUUGGAACAAUGAGAAUUAGGAUUUUGAUAGGUAUUGAUGGAAAAAUAAGAGGUUAAGAAGGAACAGAAACAGCACAAUAGCAAAACAGCAAUCAUUGACUACCAACAAAGGGAAUAUCCAAUGAUGUUCUUAGCACGCAGAAGGAAUUUUCUUGGAGAAAUGUAAUAAAAUUACGAGCACAUCUGAGAUAAAAUCCUUGCUCUACUUGCUGCCAUAUUUGUUUUUCAUCAGUAAUGUAUUUUAAAUAUGUAUUAUUACUAAUAUUAAAAUCAUAAUUGAGCCUGAUAUAUGGAGCCGUGCUACAAUUUUGAUUUUAUUUAAAAUGAUUUUUAAAAGAGUUACAGUAUCUCGGUGGCAGCAAUAUAUACACUCCAAGUUAAUAAUCUAUUUUACCUUAAUAGUAUAUUCCUGAUACAUAAUCCAAGGAAACAGGUCACCCACACUGUAAAAUUCCAAUAACAAAAGUUUCCUGAGUUACACAAUGAUACAUUUUUUUUUUCUUUGUUUGGGUUUUUUUGGUGACUGAGGCACUUCUGGAAUAUAUUUAACAUGUAUAUUUGUUGUGCAGAUUUGCAUAAAAAUACCAUUUGUCCAGAUUGAUUUUAAAAGUGUUAAGUUUGUAUUUAAAACUGGAUAAUACUCUGGCUAAUAUAAUAUGUAAAGUAGUAAUUUUGUUUUGUAUUCCCUGUAUAAAGUGUUUUAUAUUAUACAGUAGCUAAGUGAAUUGCACUAUUGUACAUGCAGCGCGGCUUUUUUUUUUUAGGUUAUUCAAGGAAUUCCUGGGAAUGUAGUUUAAUGCAAUAAUAUUUUUUUUCAAUAAAAAGGCUUACCGGUA
Messenger RNA from Tyto alba (common barn owl), 8168 nucleotides. It is a transcript of the gene ZNF804B, whose product is annotated as zinc finger protein 804B. NCBI's taxonomy places the organism in Eukaryota, Metazoa, Chordata, Aves, Strigiformes, Tytonidae. The transcript is spliced from 3 exons. The record is from RefSeq and is a predicted model, not a curated record. Gene Ontology annotation, cellular component: nucleus. Bases 568 to 4524 code for a protein of 1318 amino acids.